AUGCAAUCACAGGGGACACAGCCUGGCAUAGAGCCCCGCUUCCUUGCAUUGCAUUUUGUCCAAUCAGAUAUGGAGGUUGCCUGUGACGUCAGGAAAUGCAGCAACUAUAAAUGGGCCAACGCCCCUCAGCAGCCGCCAUUGUCCUUCCUUCUGAGCUGUCGGGAAGGCGAGCCCCAUAUGGCUGAGCCUGGCUGUGAGACCUCCUCUGAGGAAAGCCUGAGCAUGGAGGAGCCCAAGGCAGCGGACCCGAAGAGCCUGAAGCAGGAGCAGCCGAGGUGCCAAUACUGCCUCUGCCACAACAGUUUCACCACCUACUUCCCCAGGGUUCUGAAGCGGGUUCACGAGGGCCUGGGCCUCUCGCAGAAGACCGUGAGCACCUUGGAUUCGUUCGUCAAGGACAUCUUCGAGUGCAUCGCGGACGAAGCCUCUCACCUGGCCCGCUCCACCAAGCGCUCCACCAUCACCUCCAGGGAGAUCCAUACAGCCAUGCGCCUGCUGCUACCAGGAGAGGUUGGCAAGUUUGCCAUGUCCAAGGCCAGCAAGGCCAUCAUCAGGUACACUUUCCACCAAUGA
Molecule: messenger RNA, 573 nt
Organism: Odobenus rosmarus divergens (Pacific walrus)
Lineage: Eukaryota; Metazoa; Chordata; Mammalia; Carnivora; Odobenidae
Product: histone H2B type W-T-like
Exons: 1
Coding region: 1-573 (190 amino acids)
Biological process (GO): nucleosome assembly
Cellular component (GO): nucleosome
Molecular function (GO): protein heterodimerization activity; DNA binding; structural constituent of chromatin
Source: RefSeq, a predicted model, not a curated record